UUGGGCCUAAAUGAACACCAUCAAAACGAAGUUAUUAACUACAUGCGUUUUGCUCGUUCCAGAAGAGGCUUGAGACUCAAAACUGUCGAUUCCUGCUUCCAAGACCUCAAGGAGAGCAGGCUAGUGGAGGAGACCUUCACCGUGGACGAGGUGUCCGAGGUCCUGAGCGGGCUGCAGGCCGUGGUCUACAGCGAGGUGGAGUCUGAGCUCAUCAACACGGCGCACACCAACGUGUUACUCCUGCGGCAGCUCUUCUCCCAAGCCGAGAAGUGGUAUCUCAAGCUGCAGACGGACAUCUCGGAACUUGAAAACAGAGAAUUAUUAGAACAAGUUGCAGAAUUCGAAAAAGCAGAAUUUACGUCUUCGAAUAAAAAGCCCGUCCUAGAUACCCUGAAGCCAAAGCUUGCUCCACUAAAUGAGGGCGGAACAGAACUCCUGAACAAGGAAAUUGAACGACUUCAAGAAGAGAAUGAGAAAUUGAAGUCGAGGCUGAAGACCAUUGAAAUACAGGCAACACAGGCAUUAGAUGAGAAGUCAAAACUGGAAAGAGCACUGCGGGACUUACAGCUUGACCAAGGAAAUCAAAAGGAUUUUAUAAAGGCCCAAGACUUGAACGACCUGGAAAACACAGUUGCUGCUUUAAAGAGUGAGUUUCAGAAGACACUUAAUGACAAGACAGAAAACCAGAAGUCCCUGGAGGAGAAUCUGGCAACAGCCAAGCACGACCUCCUCAGGGUCCAGGAGCAGCUGAGCAUGGCUGAAAAGGAAUUAGACAAGAAAUUCCAACAGACAGCAGCUUAUCGAAACAUGAAAGAGAUUCUCACCAGGAAGAAUGACCAAAUCAAGGACCUGAGGAGAAGACUGGCCAAAUACGAACCCGAAGAUUAA
Puma concolor (puma) is the source of this 888-nucleotide messenger RNA. The record is from RefSeq and is a predicted model, not a curated record. NCBI's taxonomy places the organism in Eukaryota, Metazoa, Chordata, Mammalia, Carnivora, Felidae.